Messenger RNA from Sodiomyces alkalinus F11, 1767 nucleotides. Its product is annotated as YVTN repeat-like/Quino protein amine dehydrogenase. Gene Ontology annotation, biological process: ribosomal large subunit assembly. Gene Ontology annotation, molecular function: protein binding. The transcript has 5 exons. The record is from RefSeq and is a predicted model, not a curated record. The coding region runs from base 30 to 1574 and encodes 514 amino acids. Gene Ontology annotation, cellular component: nucleolus. NCBI's taxonomy places the organism in Eukaryota, Fungi, Ascomycota, Sordariomycetes, Glomerellales, Plectosphaerellaceae.
AAUCAAACAAGUCGCACUCGAAAUCCAAAAUGGCGACGAUACCUCCACCUCCCUCGAAGCGGCAGAAGAGGGAGACAUUAGCCCUCACACAAACUCAGCAAGAUGCGACAGCCAAAUUCGCUUCCGCAGAUGCUGGUUCCUUCAAGGCUCGGUUCGUCGACAGCGAAGGAAACGAGACCGACGCAGUUGAGAUACCACUCGCCGAUGCUUCCGAGAAGAACGUCUCUCUCCUAUACAACACACUUCUUGGCCGUGACCGGGAAGAGUUCAUCCCCUACCGCUUCCACAUCCAAAACGCCCAGGGGGAUGUCGUCCAGUACCCGUCCAACCUCUUGGAAUAUUUCCAAAAGAACGACAUCAGUCCGAACGAAAUCACCAUCACCCUAGUAGCCGAGCCGCAGGCCGUCUUCCGAGUCCAGGCAGUAUCCAGGCUCGCGCAUCGGAUCCCCGGCCAUGGCCAACCGAUCCUCACCUCCCAGUUCUCCCCGAAGACGAGUAGUCGCUUUGCCACCGGUAGCGGCGAUUGCACGGCCAGGAUAUGGGACGCAGACACAGGGACGCCAAAGUUCACCCUCAAGGGACACGCGGGCUGGGUCCUCGACGUGAGGUGGAGUCCGGACGGCGAGCUGCUGGCCACCUGCAGCAUGGACAAGACGCUGAGGAUCUGGGACCCCGAGACGGGAACCCUGUUAAAUCACGAAUUGCGGGGCCACAAGGACGCCGUGCUGCAGGCGGCUUGGGAACCCUACCACCUCCGGGAGAACGGCCAACGACUGAUCGUCAGUGCGAGCAGGGACGCGACGGCGAGAGUAUGGAAUGUCGGGACUGGACGUACGGAACACGUGCUCAGUGGGCACAAGAGCAGUGUAACUUGCGUGAAAUGGGGAGCGGGUGGUGAGAAUGGCACAGGUCUGAUCUACACGGGGUCGCAUGACAAAAACGUUCGAGUGUGGAACGCCUCGGCAGGCACGCUGGUGCAUGAACUGGCCGGCCACAAGCAUUGGGUCAACCAUAUCGCACUAUCGAGCGACUUUGCGCUCCGAACCGGCUAUUUCGACCACACGAAUGACAUUCCCAGCUCUGAUGCCGACAAGAAAGCCAAGGCGAAGGCACGGUUUGAGGCCUCCGGCAAAACGGAGCGACUGGUGUCCGCGAGCGAUGACCUGACCAUGAUACUGUGGGAUCCCGCGAACGCCGGAAAGAAGCCGGUGGCACGCCUACAUGGCCACCAGAAGGCGGUUAAUCAUGUCGCUUUUUCGCCGGACGGGACGGUCAUUGCCAGCACCGGUUGGGACAACCAUACCCGUAUAUGGAACGCAAGGGAUGGGUCCUUUAUUCGCAAACUCCUGGGGCAUGUUGCGCCGGUCUUCCAGUGUGCCUUUUCGGCCGACUCGAGGCUUCUCGUCACGGCGUCACGCGACACCACGUUGAAGGUCUGGAAUGUUCGAGGGGGGAAACUCGCGCGGGACCUGCCGGGGCAUGAGGACGAGGUCUACACCGUGGAUUGGGCGCCGAGUGCCAAUAAUGUCUGUAGCGGAGGGAAGGACAAGGCGGUCAGGCUUUGGCGGAACUGAUAGAGCGGUUUGAAAUCUUGGCUGAUGCGCUAUCUGCAGUCAUCUUUGGCUGACGAAGCAGGCUGAGUUGCACGGACUGUGAUAGAGCUUUUCCCAACCGGAGUUGGAGUGUGCACUUGGUUUUCUCUGUUCAAUAUAGCAAAGACAGCGUCUCGUAUGCUUCACCUAGCUUCAACUUUGACCACCUCCCAGU